AUGCUGUUUUAUGAGCUGCUCCCACAAGGCGAUACCGUCACCAUUUCCACGCUAGUCAGCUCCAGAAGCUCGCACCGUCUGCUCGAAAAAGAACGUCCGAGACGAGCUUCGGUGCACCUCCUCCACGAUAUCGCUUGGCCCUUUGUAGCUAAGGAGACCUAUGGAAAACUGGAGGAGUUAGGCAAGGACACGGUGUACAACUCCUCUUAUUCUCCCAACCCUGACCCCUCAGAGAACCUCAUAUUCCGGCCUCUCAAUGCUCUCCUAGCUAAGAAUAUCUUCACCAAGUUUGAAGAAGUCGAUCAGGUCGUCAGCGACUUCUUCAAAUCCCAGUCUCCCAAGAUCUGA
Necator americanus (New World hookworm) is the source of this 348-nucleotide messenger RNA. RefSeq lists its product as uncharacterized. The record is from RefSeq and is a predicted model, not a curated record. Gene Ontology annotation, molecular function: nucleic acid binding. The transcript has a single exon. Bases 1 to 348 code for a protein of 115 amino acids. NCBI's taxonomy places the organism in Eukaryota, Metazoa, Nematoda, Chromadorea, Rhabditida, Ancylostomatidae.